CUGCCCAUCGCCUCGCCGCUCAUAUUCCUUGUCUCGGCUCGCUUCCACGACCCGCCCUCUCUCGCCGUUGUGGUGGGCACUAUAUAGCUCUAGCAUUCGAUCCGUCGAACCACCGAACGAACGAAGUAGCAGUAGAGGAGAAGGGAUUUGAAUUAGAGAUUUGGAUAGAAAAGAAAGGAAAAAAAAGAAGCAAUGGCAACGAGGGUGGAUCUGGACGGGAAUCUCAUCAAACCGAUGACGAUCUGCAUGAUUGGGGCCGGGGGUUUCAUCGGCUCCCACCUCUGCGAGAAACUGAUGGCCGAGACCCCUCACACCGUUCUCGCCGUCGACGUCUACAACGACAAGAUCAAGCACCUCCUAGACCCCCCACCGCCGGAGCAGCAGGGCGGCCGCCACCCCUGGGACGGCCGGAUCCAGUUCCACCGCCUCAACAUCAAGAAUGACUCCCGCCUCGAAGGCCUUAUCAAGAUGUCUGAUCUGACUAUCAAUCUGGCGGCAAUCUGCACGCCGGCGGACUACAACACCCGUCCUCUCGACACUAUAUACAGCAAUUUCAUCGACGCCCUUCCAGUGGUCAAGUAUUGCUCGGAGAAUGGCAAACGUCUCAUUCACUUCUCGACUUGUGAGGUGUAUGGGAAGACGAUUGGGUUCUUCCUCUCAAAGGAUCAUCCGCUGCGACAGGAUCCAAUGUUUUAUGUUCUCAAAGAAGAUGCCUCACCAUGCAUUUUUGGUCCUAUUGAGAAACAGAGAUGGUCAUAUGCAUGUGCAAAACAACUCGUUGAGAGGCUAAUAUAUGCUGAGGGUGCAGAAAAUGGACUCGAGUUUACCAUUGUAAGGCCUUUCAACUGGAUUGGACCAAGGAUGGAUUUUAUACCGGGAAUUGAUGGUCCAAAUGAGGGUGUUCCUAGGGUUUUAGCAUGCUUUAGUAAUAACCUUUUACGUGGUGAGCCUCUUAAGCUUGUUGAUGGUGGCCAGUCCCAAAGAACUUUCGUGUACAUCAAGGAUGCCGUAGAAGCUGUUCUCUUAAUGAUUGAAAAUCCUAACCGAGCAAAUGGUCAGAUCUUUAAUGUGGGAAAUCCUAAUAAUGAGGUUACAAUAAAGCAACUUGCUGAAAUGAUGACACAGGUUUAUUCAAAAGUUUCAGGAGAGCAACCACUUGAGCAGCCAACAAUUGAUAUAAGCUCCAAGCAGUUCUACGGUGAUGGAUAUGAUGACAGUGAUAAGCGGAUUCCAGAUAUGACUAUAAUCAACAGGCAACUAGGUUGGCACCCAAAGACUCCACUCUGGGAUCUGCUUGAGACAACAUUGACUUACCAGCACCGAACAUAUGCAGAAUCCAUCAAGAGGGCACUUGCAAAAACUGUUGCAUCCAGUUAAGGUCAGGACACUUGGAUCGGAUCAGCAAGUUGGUUACCACUAGUCAUCACUUGGGUUUCUGAUAUUCUUUAAAAGUAACCAUAUGCAUUUAACUUUCUUUGGCAAUUUUUUUUUGAUGUUAGUAAGUGAUGGCAAAGUAUUGCAACCCUAAAAUUCAUUAUUUGUAUGCACGCUGCAAGGAUAGGAUGAUAGGGAUGUUUUUUGUGUUGGUGCCAGCUUUUAUCUGACCCUUCUUCCUACCCAUGCAGCUAA
Messenger RNA from Phoenix dactylifera (date palm), 1629 nucleotides. Its product is annotated as UDP-D-apiose/UDP-D-xylose synthase 2-like. The record is from RefSeq and is a predicted model, not a curated record. NCBI's taxonomy places the organism in Eukaryota, Viridiplantae, Streptophyta, Magnoliopsida, Arecales, Arecaceae. Gene Ontology annotation, molecular function: carboxy-lyase activity.